GCUGUGGCGGCAGCCUCGAAUGCGUCAACGGCGAGGGCGACUUUCGAUCUGGCGCCGGGCAAACGGCGGGUGGUGUCGACUCGUGGGCAACCGGGCGGUCAGCAGUUCGCCUCAGUCGCUGAGUGUACACGCAGCUUCCAGUGCAGACCUUCACGACGAGCUGCCUCGGCGGCGGUAGCCUACACACGACGUGGGCUGUCGGCCUCGUUGGUUGCUUCGAACGCCGGCAAACGGGAGCACAGUUCGUUGUGCAUGACGCAAACACACUCGGCCUCGUUCGCAGAUACACGCUUCACACCCGCCUCCACGUCGACGUCCAUAUCCACGUCCACGUCCACGUCUACGUCUACGUCGAAGUUAACGUCGGCACCGACGUCCACAUCCAUGUCGACGGCUCAGGCGUCGUCAUGUCACCUCGCGACGGCCACACUGCUCUGCCCCACUGGGCAAUCUCCCAACCCUCGCCAAGCAUUCUCCGACUGCCUGGAGAGCGAGUAUUCUCGCGGAGUCGUUGACCUGGCCUAUGGGGAUUUCAAAAACCGUCCUACAGCCCCCGUGCCCGAAGCCUACGUCGGCCACCAGUUGCCAUGCCCCCUGUUGGGGCAAGAAGCGCACUCGAGCCCAAUGACAGUGAGCACACGAGCCAGACAACGAUGGACGCCGGGUGGUGGUCUUAAUUGUGCCCUCGAGGGCCUGGAGGUGCCGCGAGUGGCGUCCAGCCUCAGUGGACCGCCGCGUGGCGACAACGGUUGGGCGCAACGUCUGACCUUUUCGGCGAUUCGACCGACCGGAAGAGGCGCCGCAUCAACGGUACCACCGGGUCAGACAGCCUGCAAGCGUGGAAGUGGUCUUGCCGUGUCUUCGUCUGUCUCCACCUCCACUUCCAGCUCCGUUUCCAUCUCGGCUGGUCCCGCUGCGGCUGGCGAGAAUAUGCUCGGCCCGGCGUCUGGCUUUGCUCGAGUCGUCUUUGCUGAUGGGCAAGCCGGUCUUCUUCCCGCCAAUUCGGCAUCGAAUAUGACACCGGAGGCCGGAAUCGGCCAUGUCGAAGUGAAAAAGAGACCGAGACGCCAACAAGUGAGUCUUCUUUAUAUUGUCAAAUGUAAUAUCUUCCCUUAA
Protopolystoma xenopodis is the source of this 1116-nucleotide messenger RNA. The record is from the annotation of a GenBank genome assembly. Lineage: Eukaryota; Metazoa; Platyhelminthes; Monogenea; Polystomatidea; Polystomatidae.